Vigna radiata var. radiata (mung bean) is the source of this 1632-nucleotide messenger RNA. Its product is annotated as bifunctional adenosine 5'-phosphosulfate phosphorylase/adenylylsulfatase HINT4. NCBI's taxonomy places the organism in Eukaryota, Viridiplantae, Streptophyta, Magnoliopsida, Fabales, Fabaceae. The record is from RefSeq and is a predicted model, not a curated record. The transcript is spliced from 5 exons. Bases 105 to 632 code for a protein of 175 amino acids. Gene Ontology annotation, molecular function: catalytic activity.
ACAUUUAAUUGAAGAUGAAUAACAUAGGACACACGCACAGUGUGAGACCCGGAAAUCGUAUUUUCCACCCAACGCGAUAAGAUUGGCAGACAUAGGGCAAAAUAAUGGCGGGAGCUACUCCCUCCUGUGUUUUCUGUGCAAUUGCCGCCAAAUCCAACACUGACAAUACUCUUCUUCAUUCCGUUCGUCUCUCUCUCUCUCUCUCUCUUCCUUCAAUCUUUAGUUUCCGUUUCCUUUCUGAUUCAGUUCGUUAUCUGAAAUCACAGGACGAUAAGGUUGUCGCAUUCCAGGACAUUAAUCCUUCCGCUUUCAGGCAUUACUUAGUAGUUCCUGUGGCGCACAUUCCUACUGUUAAAGAUCUUCAGAGAAAACCUGACGACCAUUCUUUGGUGAAUCACAUGUUAGAGGUGGGAAAAACGUUAUUACUAAGAGAUGCGCCUCAGGCCCAGCAAUACAGAUUUGGCUUUCAUCAGCCUCCACUGAACACUGUUAACCACCUACACCUCCAUUGUUUGGCGCUACCAUAUACGCCCAGGUGGCGAUCAAUAAAAUACUUAUCUUUUGGACCACUUGGCUUCAUUGAAGCGGAGAAGUUUCUGGAAAAGAUAAAGCCAUCGUCCACAUUUCAAUGAAAAGUAUAAGGCUCUGUUUGAUUUCCAAUUACUCCAAGGUUUAAUUCUUUCUGAUUGAAGAUCUAGGAGGGUCCAUUAAUUCACUGCCAAAUAGUUUGCAGUUAAAACAAUCAGAUUCUAGGUAACUUAAAAUUACUGCUUAUAUUAUGUGUCCUUUUCAUUUUUCCAGAAAGAUGCAAUUGAAACUUACCUGCGAUAGAUUUUAUGACAAGCAAAGUUUGUAGCUAUCGUUCUGGAUCUGUUGAUCGUGAUACCUGAUGAUAUAUUGACCUUCUUAUGGUAAGAAUAAUGAUGUCAACUAACUACUAUACGUUGAAACACUAUCCUUACUGACAGAUUUUUAGCAUAGCUGUCUGACGCCUUUGUUGGAACUUCAGGAUACUGUUGUGGUGAGAUUAGUAAUUACCAUGUCAUAAUAAUACGCAUAGGCAAAUUUCUUUGGCUGGAAUGGAAGACUAGAGAGCGAAAGACGCAUCUUGGUCCUUUAUGUACCAUCACUUCUUUAUUCUUUUGAUACGACCAAGAAAUGCUGUAUCCAUGAGUUGGGUUUUAAGUUUGUGAUUCAGAAUCUAGUGGAAUUUAGUGAUUGGGUAUCUCCAGUAUGGCUUACGAUAUUAUGCACGAUAUUUCCACAAUUUGAGAAGAAAAACUAGGAGCUAGAUUCUGUCAUUUUUUUUUUGUAAAAAUUGUAAAAUCUCGAAUCACUUAAAAGUGUAAGCAAUUUUUAGGGGAAAAACGUAUGUACCGAAGUCUAAAUGCAGGGUUGUGUGAGGGAUUGAGUAAAAACACGAAGAGUUCCCAGUUUCCAUGCCAGACAACCACAGCAGAAGAAAAGGUUCACCAAUAAUUCCUCUAUGAAGCAUUAAAAUGCCUGGUCGACUAUGUUAAUUUUUUUUUGUUAAAACAUUUUUUAAAAGCUAUCCUUUUUUUUCCUUUAAAACAUAAUUUUAAAAACACAGUUAAGUAAUUCUUAAAAACGUUAUUGAUGACUUUACCCAAA